GCGGCGCCGGGACCCCGCGGGGAGCGGGAGGAGGAGGAGGAGGAGGAGCGGGGAAGAAGAAAAGCCGGGAGGAAGGAGCCAGAGAGGUGGCGGCGGCCGGAGCGAUGGAUGCCAUUACUCCCUACAAGGAAAUCCUCCAGAUGUACUGGGAGAAAGUGACCGGCUUUGUGAACGCCCGGUGUGAUGGACUGGAGCCCUGGCAGCUCAUUGGGUUGACUUUUUCUUCCACUCUUGCAAGUGUGUGGCUGCAUGGCUUCCUCUGCCAGCCUGAGAGUUUGACAUCCCGAACUAAAAAGCAAUUCUUUAAACUGCUGAGAAAAAUGCCAUUUGUUGGGGCUAUAAUUCAAAAGAAGAUUGAUGAAGCCUUGAAUGAUGUCACUUCCAGUUUAUCCUUCCUGAAAGAUGAAAGGGAUUAUAUCAAAGCGCUGCCAGAACAAGGCAUGAGCCAGCCUGAAGUGCUGCAGAAGAUGAAAGAGUACAGCUCAAAAGGUGAGUCUGUAGUGCAGCAGACACCACACAUGACACUUCCUUUCUUAAAUGAGCCCCAGUGACUCCUGCUCAUGGUUUCAGCUUAAAUAUUUUGUCCCCUUGCAAAUUUUUGUCUGUUUUUCUUCUGGAUGUGACUGAGAUUCACAAGUUCUAAUGCUGCAUUCAGGUCUUUACAUUGAAAUUCUGUUCCUUCCACAAGAAUUGUAGGCUGAUGGGGAGGUGGGAGAGCUUAGGAGAGGAGAAAUAUGGAAGAAGUUCUCUUUUUGGAUUGCAUUUCUGAACAGUUGCCUUGAUAUUUGAUUUUACCAGUAUUGUAAAGCCCCAGAAAAUACUCACAAUCAAGAAAAGCAACUUACAAGUAGGAUUGUUAGGGAAUUUCCAAGACUGUGACCUCUUAAGGGAGACAAUGGUUUGUGCCUUAAAAAAGCCUUUUAAGGAAGAGUGAUGAUGAUCUCCUGGCUUGAGUCCACACAAGCAGUGUCUGACACUCAAUUGGAGUUGUAAACAUGCUCCCCCUGAUUUGUGUGCCUGUUACUCCUAAUGAGCAAAUCUGGGUGACUUCCUGUCCAGGGGAGAAGAUACAACUGUAUCCCAAAUUUGAGAAAUACCUUGAAUUAAUAUUCUGCUACAGCAGUGCAUCUGCUCCAAAUUCUGAAACAAACAAUGUCAUGAUCCAGUACCCUGGGACAACUUCCUUCUUUUCUACUGUUGUGUAUUGCUAAUGUUGCUUCUCUAUGUGUUUUCUCUUAAAUUUUUGUUUCCUUCCUUCACUGGGUUCUUUUUUCUAAAGUCCCCCCUGUUUUCACCCCCACCCCUUUGGAAGUUGCCUAGAAGUACUGGUUUAGGUGAAUUUUAAUGUGGAUUUUAGCACUACAAAUUUGGCUUUUCCAUCUCUUCUCAGCUUACAGUGGUGGGUGUUCUUUGAAAGUGGCUUUAAUUUA
Molecule: messenger RNA, 1430 nt
Organism: Taeniopygia guttata (zebra finch)
Lineage: Eukaryota; Metazoa; Chordata; Aves; Passeriformes; Estrildidae
Source: RefSeq, a predicted model, not a curated record